Molecule: messenger RNA, 1730 nt
Organism: Daphnia carinata
Lineage: Eukaryota; Metazoa; Arthropoda; Branchiopoda; Diplostraca; Daphniidae
Product: zinc finger-containing ubiquitin peptidase 1-like
Exons: 10
Coding region: 87-1568 (493 amino acids)
Source: RefSeq, a predicted model, not a curated record
GUCACGGCGGGAAAAGCCAUCAUAUUUGUGGUAUUUCUAUCGUUUUCACGUAUUAUUCGUGUAAAACAAAACUUUCAGAGUUAAAAAUGAGCUCUGACGAAGAUUGUUGUAUCCUACCGAGCAAGCCGUCAUAUUCUACUGUAGUAUCCGGUCAAAGUAAAAUGAAUUCUGAUCGAGUACCAAAGUUUACCUGUCCAAUGUGCCCUCAAGUUUGUGAAGAACUAUGUAUUAUGGAAGCUCACAUUGAAAAUGAACAUCUAAAUGAUAUGGAUGAACAAAUUUCCAAAGAUACUUCAAAGCCAUUCAGCUCUGCCGUGCAUUCUUGUCCACUUUGCAGCCAAACAUUUAAAGAUACAUUAUUGCUUGAAUCUCACUUUCGUAUAGAACAUGAUGUAUUACAAAAUGAGGAACCUACAUCCCAGGUGCAAAUUCAGAUAUUGUCUUGUCCUGUUUGUUUCUCUGAAUUCUACUCUGAGGAGCUACUUGCACAACAUGUCAACCUGCAUUUCUCAACAGAUAUACCCAAUGACGCUGAUGAAGAGCUUGCCCGUAAGUUGGACCAAGAAGAACGAUUUUUAAUGGAGAACAAGGAACGUGACGAUUUCAAGCGACUUCAAUCGAUGCAUGGUUUCGAUCAAGGAAGAAGUCUGAAUCGACAGUGCGAUGCAAAUCUUUUCAAAUCUGUCGAAAAAGGGAACAUGUCUGCUGUAGAUUAUCAUGAAAAACGGAUUAUGCUUAAAAUGAGUGAAAAAAUCGGACUGGAUGAUGGUUCGUCAGCCACUCUAGAUAUUACAAACCAUAUCAGAAAGCUUGCGGUGGUACAAUCCGCGAACAUGUGUAGUGCGGUUGAUCACUACGCUGCAUCUUUCGGCGACUCUGGUUGGGGUUGCGGCUAUCGGAACCUACAGAUGUUACUCAGCGCACUUCUUCGUUCUCCUCAGUAUGCCGACCGACUGGUGAACCUUUGUCCUUCAACAUCAACAGCCUCCGAUAAUUCCAUCAAAGUCCCGUCCAUUUCUCGACUUCAAUCGGCAAUAGAAGAAGCCUGGAAGAUGGGAUUUGAUGAACAAGGGUGUGAACAAUUAGGAGGCAAGCUGUCUGGUACAUGUAAAUGGAUUGGCGCAACAGAAAUAGCGACACUUCUGGCUUCAUGUCGCAUACGAUAUCGUUUGAUAGAUUUCCAUCGACCUACUUCUCCCGACGGUAAACUACACCCUGCGUUAUUCGACUGGGUAAAGAAAUACUUUGAGGAAACGUCUGAAUUUAAGCCCCCAUUGUACUUUCAACACCAAGGUCACAGCCGCACGAUUAUUGGCAUUGAAGAAACGACACAGGGAAAAGCACGUCUGCUGAUACUUGAUCCAAGUCACAAGAGCGAUCAGAUGCGUCUUUUGACGAACAUUUCCGGAUCGGCCCAGAAUAAACCUGCAAUCGCCAAAAAGAUUUUGGUACCUAUGGCGGCGUUAAAGGCCAAGCAAUAUCAAAUUGUUUGUGCAGACGGCGGCUUCGCUGAUAGUGAACAGGAGUACUUGCAAAGUCGUGUAAUCCGUUCGACACGCAUUCCGUAACUGAUUUGGCGAAAACUUACAGUUGGCAGAAAUGUUGUGCACGCCUGGGAAAAUUUCUGAGACUGCAUAAAGCAGCUACUGUGUCUAAACAUAAUAUUUUGUAGGGUAAAGUAACGCCCAUUUACCUCGUUGUUACGGCGUUGCUUGUAAGUAAGUCACUUA